AUGUCCAUUAGGCGCCACGACUUAUGUUGCUUUUCUGAGUUUAGUUCCAUGGACGCUUUAAGAGCUACAUUGGAUAGUACUGAUGGUCAAGUGGCUACUGUUAGUCGAACUAGCUCACCACCUCCUUCGGAUCUUCUCAGUCCUCCUCCCGUUGUUGCUGAAUAUUGGUGUCAUACACAAGUGCGUGUAACGAAGAUGAAAUACGUUUGGACGAUAAGCAAUUUUAGCUUUUGUCGCGAAGAGAUGGGAGAGGUUGUAAAGAGCUCAUUUUUUUCCUGUGGCCCUAAUGAUAAGUUAAAAUGGUGUCUUAGAAUAAACCCAAAGGGCUUAGAUGAAGAAAGCAGAGAAUAUUUAUCACUCUAUCUUUUACUGGUUAAUUGUGGGACUAAAAGCGAGGCCAGAGCAAAGUUUAAAUUUUCUAUCCUGAAUGCAAAGCGCGAGGAAACAAAAGCAAUGGAAAGUCAACGCGCUUAUAGGUUUGUGCAAGGCAAGGAUUGGGGAUUCAAGAAGUUUAUUCGUCGAGAUGUGCUAAUGGAUGAGGCCAACGGUCUUUUACCAAAUGAUCGCUUGACGAUUUUAUGUGAGGUUUCAGUUGUGGGCGAGAUUCUUUCGGAAAGUGGACAGGUUAACAAUCAGCCUAUCACUGUUCCAGAAUGCAAUUUACAUGAAGAUAUCGGAAGCUUGUUAUUUAAACAACUGCUGACUGACGUUACUUUAGUUGUUGUUUCUAAUAAUCCACCAAAUGGGAAAUGUUUAAGUGAUUGUUCUAUAUCUCAUGUACAUCAACAUUCUUGUGCCUCAGGUCAUACUUUACCCGGUCUCAGUUCUGUAAAUGAACAAGUAACUAAAUUCUCAGCUUAUGAAUCAACAGGUGAAGAAGAUGAAGAUGAAGAUGACUUAGAUGAAGGUGAAGAAUUUGAUGAUGAAGAUGACGAUGAGGAAGAUGAAGAUGAACAACAAGAGAAUGAAAGUGAACGUGAAGAGGAUACACAAUCCAGUUAUAGAGAAUCACAGUUAACGUUAUUGGUUGAAGAUGGGAUUCAUUUAGCUUCUAAUGGUAAUAACAAUAAUAAUAAUGAACAAGGUGAAGCAGAAGCGGCUACAGCAACUCAUCGAGCUUUAGUCACUAAUGAUAAUCAUGCUUCCAGUACUUCGUCUCAUCCUAAUCAUCAGCUAACACAUGUAAUGUCCUCAACACUGACUCCAGCCACAACAACUAAUAUACCAACUAAAGGUAUAAUAGUUCCUAUUGCGUCUACUAAUCCUAGUCCAUUGUUAGUCCCAUGUACGGGUGGUGCUUCAGAUCCAUCCUCAGUAAAACAAUUUCCAUUAGAUAAUCCAACUAACAAUGUUUCUAAUGGUGAUUGGCGUUCAGCCACAUCUUCUUCCAGCUUUGUUUCUGCUCAAGGGCAUGCAAAUCGUGACGAUCAAGAAGUGAAAUCAAAUGGUAUUUGUGAUGUUAGUCAAAGGGCUUCCGAUGGCACCUGGUCUUCGUCCAAAAAUGGUGUUCAUCGGUGCCGGAUGUCUGGUUCAGUGCCGUCCACAUCCUCUGCCUUGCCGACAACUACUGAUUCUUCAUCAUCUUCCACUUCGAGCGGUAAGAUGAAACAAACUGCUGGACAUAACGCAGAUGUCGGUAGCAGCAGCACAACCACAAGUAGCACAACUAUUAGUCAAAGUAGCUCUCUUGUCAACACUGUAUCUACUCCUUUAAUUACUUCGAAAGAGGAAUCUGAAGAUACCGAAGAGUCUGUUGAAGCGGAAACCUCUGGUACUUCUAGUCGUGUACGGCGAAGUACACGUAGAAGAAACACUACUUCAACUACCACAACUUCGAAUCGUCCACGCAACCGGACUAGUCGGGAUUCAUCACUUCUGGCUACUGUUUCAAAGGCUGCUUCAACCACUUCAUCUCAUUCUAAUCUCGUCGCAACCCCAUCGAGCUCUACCGCAUGCUCGUUGGGUACAACAAAUCAAACUGUAAAGUGUUCUAGCAUGGGUACCAGUAAUAAUAGUAGUUCAACGGUAAAUGGAGCUUCAAGUUCUAGUGUUGUACUUCGCCAAUUCGAAGCACACAAAGCUAUUCUAGCCGCUCGAAGCCCAGUUUUUGCUGCGAUGUUUGGACAUGGCAUGGAGGAGUCCAGAGCGAAUAGGGUUGAAAUCACGGACAUGGAGCCAGAUACCGUUGCAGAAGUUUUGCGUUACAUAUAUACGGGACAAGUUGUUGGUAUGAAUCGACUCGCUCACGAGCUAUUGGCAGCAGCUGACAAGUACCAGUUGGAACGAUUAAAGACAAUGUGUGAAGAGGCUCUUGUGGAAAGUCUUUCUGUAGAGAAUGCAUGUGAUAUAUUUGGUCUUGCUGAUAUGCAUAACGCAGAACAAUUGAAAGCACAUACGUUAGAAUUUAUAAUGCUCCAUGCUCAUGAUGUGUGCGAAACUGAAGGCUAUGAACAGCUGGUUCGACAUCGUCCACGUCUACUAAAUGAGUGCUUUCGAAGUUUAGCUUCACAACAACUUCCUCUUCGAUGUUGGGCCCGUAAACGUCCAAGGCAAUCAUAA
Messenger RNA from Schistosoma rodhaini, 2559 nucleotides. The record is from the annotation of a GenBank genome assembly. Lineage: Eukaryota; Metazoa; Platyhelminthes; Trematoda; Strigeidida; Schistosomatidae.